This is a messenger RNA of Penicillium taxi, 1359 nucleotides long. RefSeq names its product uridine kinase family protein. The transcript has 8 exons. Gene Ontology annotation, molecular function: ATP hydrolysis activity; kinase activity; ATP binding. The record is from RefSeq and is a predicted model, not a curated record. Lineage: Eukaryota; Fungi; Ascomycota; Eurotiomycetes; Eurotiales; Aspergillaceae. Bases 1 to 1359 code for a protein of 452 amino acids. Gene Ontology annotation, cellular component: cytoplasm.
AUGGAAUCGAUUUCUCCCUUAUAUUCUGUCAUCCCGGAGGCGAAUUACUCGCCGCCAUGGCAAAACUUGAGCAUCAUCGGCAUCGCAGGAAGUUCUGGCUCCGGAAAGACCUCGGUGGCCAUGGAGAUCGUCAAGUCACUUAACCUACCUUGGGUGGUUAUCCUUGUCAUGGAUUCUUUCUACAAGUCUUUGUCAUCUGAGGAGCAUCGCAAAGCCCAUGCAAACAAAUAUGAUUUCGAUAGCCCAGAAUCUAUUGAUUUUGAUCUUCUUGUGGGAACCCUUCAAGACCUGAAAAAAGGGAAAACUGCCAAUAUCCCAGUAUACUCAUUUGCAGACCAUCAGCGACAAGCUCAGACGACCAAAAUUUACUCUCCUCGAGUGCUUAUUCUGGAGGGAAUUCUGGCUUUGCAUGAUCAACGAAUUUUGGAUAUGCUAGAUGUUAAGAUUUUCGUUGAUGCCGACAUGGAUGUCUGUUUGGGCCGUAGAAUUCUUCGUGAUGUCCGUGAAAGAGGACGAGAUAUUGAUGGUAUUAUCAAGCAGUGGUUUGAAUAUGUCAAGCCAUCCUACACUAGAUUUGUGGACCCUCAACGACAUAUCUCCGAUAUUAUUAUCCCUCGUGGAAGAGAUAAUAUAACUGCUAUCGAUAUGGUGGUCAAGCACAUCCAGAUUAAGCUUCAAGAAAAGUCAGAGCAACAUACUGCAGAGCUCCACAAGCUUGGACUCAUUGCAGCAGACAUUAAAUUGCCGCCCAAGGUACACGUACUGCCUUCUACACCGCAGCUGCUCGGAAUGCAUACUAUUCUACAGAGCCCCGAGACUGAACAUGUCGACUUCGUUUUCUACUUCGAUCGACUUGCUUCUAUUCUCAUCGAAAAGGCCAUGGACAUGACAUCAUACGUUCAAGGAGAUGUAGAGACCCCACAAGGAAAUCACUACAUGGGUCUCAAACCAGAGGGUAUUGUUUCGGCAGUUGCCAUCCUACGAGGAGGUUCAUGCUUGGAGACUGCUCUGAAACGAACUAUUCCCGACUGCAUCACGGGUCGGGUCUUGAUUCAAACAAACGAGAAUAACGAAGAACCAGAACUUCACUAUUUGAAAUUGCCACCCAAGAUUGAGGAGCACUCCUCCGUAUUGCUCCUUGAUCCCCAGAUGUCCAGUGGAGGCGCUGCACUGAUGGCUGUCCGUGUCUUGGUUGAUCAUGGAGUCGACGAACGCAAUAUUGUCUUCGUAGCAUGUGCAGCGGGAGAACUGGGCCUGAAGAGGUUGGCUGCGGUGUUCCCCAAUAUCACGGUUAUUGUUGGUCGAAUUGGCGAGGAGGGCGAGCCACGAUGGAUGGAAAAGCGCUACUUUGGCUGCUAA